UUGACAGAAAAAUGGGGGAUCCGAUGAUCGCUUAGAACCCGAUUUUCCUAGGAAAUGGGAGGAUCAUGAUGGUCGCUGAAAACCCCAUUUCCUUAGGCAUGCAUUACUUUAUAAAGAGUCUAAAUAAGUGUUGUAUUGUAUUGAUUUAGUCCUCGUUUUUCCAAUUAACAAAAGUAUUAGACCAAUGAAAUAGAACUCUUAUCGGUCCAUCAUAGACUAUCAGUAAUGGCGGCUCGCCGGUGGUUGAUGCAGACAUGACCUGGUAAGGUAUUUCGUUUUUAUUACCUUGUUUGCUUGGUGGAUUCUAAUUUACCUUCCCUUUUUAAGGGUUCAAUAACUAAAAUAGGUUGGCUACUUAUUUAAAUUCAUUGUUGAUGAUUUUUAGUUUUCCUUGAUUGCUGACUUUUUGAUUGGGCAAUGGUUGAUGGUUUAAGAUAGUACGCUUGAUUUAGUGUUUUUGGUUCUGCCUUAGCAUGAAUUUAGGUUGUGGUUCAAUUCUGGAAAUUUGGUGGUGUUUAUGACUGGGUUUGCUGCUUGAAGUUUAUAUUCGUGGGGUGCAAUGUUGGGAAUCUGUGUUGGUCAUUACGUUAUUGAUUUAAAAGCUAAAAAUUCUUUCUUAGGAUGAUUGAAUCUGGAGAUCUGUGUGUGUAUGGUGGCUAUUAAGGCAGGAAGUUGUUCGUUCAUGUAUUUUCAACUGUUAUGUGUUGUGAUGGUUUUGGCCGGACAUGAGUUGAGAUUAGUCUGGGUACUUAGACUCAUUUGUGGUUUUUAUAAAUUUAGGAAAUGCUAGAUAAAAAAACAUAAUAGAAGUUUAAUCGAGAUGAUAGCUGAAGCAUAUAUAGAUAGCUAUUAGUAAAUUAGUAAUUGUAGAAGUAAUGUACAUAUCUGUGAGUUAGUAAUCUUAACAGAAAGAAACUAACUUGAAUGAAAUUACUUGUAUGCUAUUUAAUUUGUAGAGAUAGAACUUUGGGGGGGGGGGGGGGACAAGUACAUGGAUGAUGAUAAUAGUAAGUAGUUGGAUUACAAUGAUGUGAAGUGCUUAAAAGGAAAGAAGAUUCAGAAUUUGAUUCCUUUUAAGGUGUUUAGAUUGAUUUGUAAUUUGGUUGGAGGUAAUGAGUGAUUAUUUUCUCUUAAAAAUCUUUGUUAAUAAAAGUAGAAGUGAGAUGAGUAUGUUCUGAUGAUUGAAUCUAAAGAUGGUUAAUUUUGCUUGAUUGCCAACCUUUGUUUGAAGUUGAUGACUGAUUGUGCCUUCGUUCUUCCGUUUCUUGUAUUUCGUCAACUUCUCUUCGCUCCUUGAUUCCCUCUUCUUGUGUAUUUUUUAUGUUGUUGAGGCUUCUGCUUUUGGUAUCGGUCAUGAAGUAGGAGGGAAUUCAUUUUUUUUUGUCUUUUCUUUCUUUGUAUGUUUGAGCAAGGAGAAGUGGAAAAGAGUUUCCUUGUUAUUUUUGGUAUGUGUAUAUGAGUCUUAUCUGUUUUGUUGUCUGUGUGUGGCUGAAGAGGGAGAUGUGGGUACGAGGUGGUUGUGUCUUUUGUAUAGUUAGGAGGGGAAAGGAAAGUCCAGGAAGGUGGGAAACGGGGACAGUCUUGCAGGGGUAAGAUUUUUGCAGAGUUUCAUCUUCUGUGUACAAGAAGAAGAAGAGGAAGAAGAACGAAGGAGAAAACGGAAGGAUGAAAGAAAGUGUGAUAGACCAUUGAUUGCACAUGUUUUUACCCCUAUUCUUGAGCCGUUUGAGAUGUUGAUUCUCAUGUUUUAAGCUGAUUUCACGCUAGGUUGUGCGUUUAUGUCAUAUUCAGGGCUUAGCUUUGGCAUCGAGGCGAAGAAACGAGUUUCGGGUUGAAAGGAGCACGUUUGGGUUGAAGUGCGCUGGAGGAGCAAAAUACCCGACCAUGAGCAAAAAUACUCAGCCGGGUAUUAAUCGGAGCAGACCGGGGAAAACCUGUUUUGGGCGUUUGAGAAGCAGAAGGGGGCCCGAGCAUUAAUCAUGAAUCCCCGAUCGAGUAUUCUUGACCCUGACCGGGGAUUAACCCCCUGUCCCCGACAGUGCGUUUCAACAAUCCCCAGUCGCGAACGCAGGCUGUUAAAAGCCUGUUAUGUGCGUUUUUAAAAUGGAGAGCUGGGUUUUGGAUACCGAACACCCAAGGGAUGAACCAAAGAGAGAGAGGGCGAUUUGAGGGCAUUCUUGGAAUGGAAUUGGAGGAUUUCUUCGCCUUGGAAGCUCGAGAAACAAGCCCGGACUUGAAGACUGAUCAUCUGAAGAUUCUUACUGCAGUCUCUCUCUUCUCUAUGGAGUAACUUCCCUUCACUUAGGUUUUGAGGAACCCUAGCUAUGUUUGUUUGAUUGGAUGAUUGUAUGAGUACUCCUACUUGAUAAUCUUGAUUUCAUAUUCAAUCUAUCCAUGUUUUCGUGAUUCAAUUAUGCUUUAGUCGAGAUUAUUGAUUCUGCUUUGAUCCUAUGAGAGCGAAUACCUGAUUAGGUCAAUAGAGCACCAUAGAUUGAUAAUAUUGGAUCGAUUGCUUUAGUCUAGGGUUGAUUCACUGCUUUGUAUCGAUUGAGAACCUCGUUCGAUAGAGGAAGUCUAGUUCAGAGCGCCUUGAUCGGUUGUUCUAGAGAAGGAUACGUCCCUCUAAGCAAUCGACUCAAGAGGGCCUUGAUCCUUUAGUCGAGAUUCAAGGUCUAGCCAAGGAUUCUUCGCAUUGUGAAUGAAAGUGAAACAAGUUAGAAAUCAUCAAUCAUUAAUCUGGCUAGUGGCUAGGGGGAAUCAUACCUAAGUGAGUUCCCAACCUGUAAUUAGAUUAACUUUAACUGUAGUUUGUUAGAGUAGUUUUAGUUCUUCCAUCUUAAUGUGGUUUGCUAGAUAAUGAACUGAAGCUGAGUAAUAGUAACUCUAGAGACCCGUGGAUUCGAUAUUUAUUACUUGAGCCACUAUACUGCAGUCCCUUUUAUUGGUUACAUUUGGCCAUUGUUAGGAGUUGUGUCAUAGCGAGUCAAGUUUUUGGCGUCGUUGCCGGUGACUUUCUAGAUUAUUAGGAAAGGCAGAAGUUUGGUAUUUUAGCGUUUUUCUUUUCCACCCUUGCUUUUCACUUGGGUGUUUUUGUUUUUGUUGGUGAAGAUCUGUAUCAUGGAUCCUCAUGGCUUCUUCAACCAUUGGGGGUAUCCACCACCAUCCGAGUGGUAUUACCCCGAGACUCCGUGGAGCAAUCAAGGAGGAGAAGACUAUGGAUUUGGGUUCCAGUACCAACCCCCUUACUACGUAGAACAAUCAGACCCCUGGGCAUAUCAAGAACAACCUCAUUACCAAGAAGAAUUUCUCCCACAACCAGAAGGUCCAUCGGAGCUAGAGUUACCCAUGGCGGCCUUCACUGCCAUUCUGCAGAGCCAUGCUAACUCCACAGCCAGAUCCAAACUAUGAAUUGAGGCUUCUCAUGGAGCGGUAUGCUCGAGACAGUGAGAGAUCAUGGUCUAGGAUGGAUCUUUGUACCCAGGCCUAUCAUGAAACAGAGGAGAUCCUCUUGAGCAUUAAGAAGAGACUCUAUGAUCUUGAGAAAUCUUAUGCACAACCUGCUCAAGAUCACCCUUCUGCUAAUAUACAAGAAGAGGAGGAGGAAGACGAAGGUUACGAAGACAUUGUGGAGCACAUAGAAGUUGUCACGGAGAGCUCCCGUGAUGAUCAUGAUAAGGAAUGUCCUGUCGUAGUCGACCACGCCUUCCCACAUCCCACACUGAGCUUUGAAGAUGCGUGCAUGAGUGAGGAGAUGAAAGAGGAUCUCAUCAAAGAAAUUGCUUGGCGACUUGCCCUCCAAUCCGUGCUAGAAAGAAGGGAGGUUGAAGAAGUUGUGGAGGAUGACGAAAGUGAAGCAGAAGGAGUUCUUGAUCAUUUACCAGGGGUGAUACCACAUGAAGAAGGAAGGGGGGUUGAAGAAGCAAUUGGCGUCCAGGCCGAGGACAAAGUUGAGGUGGAAGAGGCUUGCACCGGCCAUGAGUUACAUGUGAUAUCUCCACCAAACUUCGAGGAACUGCUUAGCAAGGACCCAUUUGCAGUGUCUCUUUGCCAGACCACGGCCACAUCGACAUCAGUCCCUCUUGGUGGACGCAAUGGUGGUCAAUCAAUGUUGUUAUAUCUGGUUUGGGGCAAUGAGACAAGAGAAGAGAAGAAGAGGUCUUGAGGGCGGAGACUUCAUCUGCAUCAAGUGCACGAGCUUCCCUCACCUGUCAUACCACAUGCUCGUGACUUAAGACUCCACCUUAUUGACGAGAACCUCAACUUCAAGGAGGUUUUGGGGUGGACCGAAACUUAGGAGCUACCGUCCGGCUCACGACGUGAAAGAAGCGCUUGUUGGGAGGCAACCCAACCAGUCGGUUUGCAUUUCUUUCUCUAUUUAUCCUCGGUUGAGUCAGUUUUGUUAUUUGAUUUUAGAGUCAAUAACUCAUCCUUUGUCAGAUUUUGUGUGGUGUUUGUGUUUCGACUACUCUUUCCUCCUGGAAUGCACCGCCUGCCUCGUCCACCAUCAUUCACCCUUGAUCUGGUAACUUUGUUCUACCCUCCUUAUCUUUCCUCCAUUGAGGAUAAUGUCGUGCUUAAGUGUGAGGGGAUGUUCGAUUAUGUAUGCGGGUGAAUGUUUGGCUGUUUGGGUGCUUGGAGCCUAGUCCACUGUCCAAAUUUUUAAAUUUAAGGGCUCCAAGUACGUGUUUCCUUGCAAAUUGCCUGCUCAGUAUGCUUUGAAUUGACAGUCUCUAUAGUAAUGUGAAACCUAGGGAGUUAGUGUAGCACUAUGGAGGAUGUUGAAGUAUAAGAUUUUUUCUAUCUAGCUCUCUGUUGUGCCAGUUGAUUUUGUGAAUUAGUGAAGCUAAGACCGUUGAAUUCAUGUGGUAAUGGUGACUCUGUUGGAAUUGUGUUGUGGACUCAUGUAUCGAACAGGGUGCUCAUGUGGGAAAUGAAAAGCAGUUGGUCCUCCAUGUCAAAAUCAUUGAAAUCUUAAACAUGGGGUAAGCCCAACGUGUGUGGCACCGUUCAUUGCACAAAAUCGGGUUUUGGAAGAGAUUUUAGUGAUCCUUAGUGGGGUACUCCUACAAGGUGAAGCUAAGCUGUCUCUAGUACAAGUAAAAUAUUCACCCAUUGAACGAUUUGUCUACUCGAGGAUGUGUUUUUAAGGACACGGAUAGAGCUUUCGAACCCCCUUAAUUUCAUUGACCCUCCACACGAGUUGAGGAAAAGGAGUUAAAAGAAGUACUUUGGCGAGCGCCAGAUGUAUAGAAAUUGCUCUUGCUCGACUAAUAAGGGUCAACCGUGCAAAAGACUACAGUUGGAACCCCCGCUAAGUGAACGAAGAAAAAAAAGAAAGGAAUGUAAAACGAAAGUGAAAAAAAGGGUUCCAACGGUGAAAUGAAGUGAAAGAGCACCCCGGUACAACAAGUCCUUGGUUGUGAAUGGUGUGAGUCCCUUUAUCCAUGAACUGGUUGUCUUACUUCUACUUCUUCUCAUGAUCCUGGCUUGAGUCUAGUACUCGCAUUGAGAGAGAUAGGGGGCGUCUUAGAAGACCAGUUGACCGCGUAAGCUGCUUUAUGAUCUAGGAAAUCCUCUACCGACGAUCGGGGUUGUUUGUUGCUAUAGAGGUCUGGAGAGUUGCAUUGGUUUGAGUUAGGUUUUCUUGGGGACAAGCAAACGUUUAAGUGUGGGGGAGUUUGAUAGACCAUUGAUGGCACAUGUUUUUACAACUAUUCUUGAGCCGUUUGAGAUGUAGAUUCUCGUGUUUUAAGCCGAUUUCACGCUAUGUUGUGCGUUUAUGUAGUAUUUCAGGGCUUAGCGUUGGCAUCGAGGCGAAGAAACGAGUUUCGGGUCAAAAGGAGCAGGUUUGGGUUGAAGUGCGCUGGAGGAGCAAAAUACCCGGCCAUGAGCAAAAAUACCCGGUCGGGUAUUAAUCGGAGCAGACCGGGGAAAACAUGUUUUGGGCGUUUGAGAAGCAGUAGGGGGCCCGAGCAUUAAUCAUAAAUCCCCGAUCGGGUAUUCUUGACCCUGACCGGGGAUAAACCCCCUGUCCCCGA
Linum trigynum is the source of this 6038-nucleotide messenger RNA. NCBI's taxonomy places the organism in Eukaryota, Viridiplantae, Streptophyta, Magnoliopsida, Malpighiales, Linaceae. The record is from the annotation of a GenBank genome assembly.